Molecule: messenger RNA, 3043 nt
Organism: Nothoprocta perdicaria
Lineage: Eukaryota; Metazoa; Chordata; Aves; Tinamiformes; Tinamidae
Gene: SOX10
Product: SRY-box 10
Exons: 3
Coding region: 55-1446 (463 amino acids)
Biological process (GO): enteric nervous system development; peripheral nervous system development; negative regulation of transcription by RNA polymerase II
Cellular component (GO): nucleus
Molecular function (GO): RNA polymerase II cis-regulatory region sequence-specific DNA binding; DNA-binding transcription factor activity, RNA polymerase II-specific
Source: RefSeq, a predicted model, not a curated record
CCUGCCCAGUGAGAAGAAGGAUACAGAGAAGGAAGAGAGGGCUCAAGAGCAAUAAUGGCUGAUGAUCAAGACCUUUCAGAGGUGGAGAUGAGCCCAGUAGGCUCUGAAGACCACCACUGUCUCUCACCAGGACCCUCCAUGGCAUCAGACAACUCUCCUCACCUUGCUGGCUCUGGAAACGGAGAGAUGGGCAAGGUCAAGAAGGAGCAGCAAGAUUCAGAGGCGGAUGAUGACAAAUUCCCUGUGUGCAUCCGAGAGGCAGUCAGCCAGGUGCUGAGCGGCUAUGACUGGACCCUGGUACCUAUGCCUGUUCGGGUCAAUGGAAGUAACAAGAGCAAACCCCAUGUCAAGCGCCCCAUGAACGCCUUCAUGGUAUGGGCACAAGCUGCCCGCCGGAAACUGGCUGACCAGUACCCGCACCUCCACAACGCGGAGCUCAGUAAGACCUUGGGCAAGCUCUGGAGGUUGUUAAACGAAAGCGACAAGCGGCCCUUCAUUGAAGAGGCAGAGCGGCUGAGGAUGCAGCACAAAAAAGACCAUCCUGAUUACAAAUACCAGCCACGCCGUCGGAAAAAUGGCAAGGCCACACAGGGCGAGGGUGAAGGCCAAGUAGAUGGAGACGCUGGCGGGGCUACUGCUAUCCAGGCGCAUUACAAGAGCACCCACCUGGAUCACAGACAUCCUGGGGAAGGGUCACCCAUGUCUGAUGGGCACCCAGAACACUCCUCAGGUCAGAGCCACGGUCCCCCCACACCUCCUACCACUCCCAAGACUGAGCUGCAGGCUGGCAAAGCCGACUCCAAACGUGAGGGGCGUUCUCUGGGAGAAGGGGGAAAGCCACACAUUGACUUUGGCAAUGUGGACAUCGGGGAGAUCAGCCAUGAAGUGAUGUCCAACAUGGAGACCUUUGAUGUCAAUGAAUUUGACCAAUACCUGCCACCCAAUGGACACGCUGGCCAUCCAGGCCAUGUUGGGGGCUACGCAGCAGCCGCGGCUGCUGGCUACGGCCUAGGGAGUGCCCUGGCUGCAGCCAGCGGACACUCUGCCUGGAUCUCCAAGCAACAUGGAGUCUCCUUGUCCACUGCCACGUCAUCGGUGGUGGACUCCAAAGCGCAGGUGAAAACAGAAGGGUCUGCCCCUGGAGGUCAUUACACUGAGCAGCCCUCCACCUCCCAGAUAGCUUACACAUCCCUUAGUCUGCCUCACUACGGUUCAGCCUUCCCCUCCAUCUCCAGGCCCCAGUUUGACUACCCUGACCACCAACCCUCGGGACCCUACUACAGCCAUUCCAGCCAAGCCUCUGGCCUCUAUUCUGCCUUCUCCUAUAUGGGACCUUCCCAACGUCCCCUUUACACUGCUAUCUCUGACCCUGCACCAUCCGUGCCACAGUCCCAUAGCCCCACACAUUGGGAACAGCCUGUGUAUACGACUCUCUCUAGACCAUAGGGAAUGGGGAACAGUGACCAAAACAGCAACAGAAAGGCUCCGAAGAAUCAGCGCAGGCAGAAGAGCCUCCGAACUCCGAGGUCAUUCAGUGUCAUCCAGCCACCAGAACCCACUGAGUAUCCRGAAGUGCCUUUCAUGACCCCGGCUAUCGCUGGCUCACUCGCCUACAGGAAGGUUUUUCGUCCUUUCGCCCUUUACCAAUUCCAUGCAGGCCACCCAACUGGCUUGCAACACUUUAUUGGCCUUCUAGAUGAGGAGGAUUCUAGACAUGGAGUGAUUGGUCUGUGGUGGGUUUCGUUGUGUGCACCCUGGACUGUAAGAUAAGAGAGACUCUCCUUCUCCUCCCCAGACUGCUCCAGUGAGUUAGCAAGUGUUUCCAAUCGGCUGUAAYGGCCAACUCUUUGUUACCUGCUGUGGGUGAAGGGUGGUUGCUCAGGCACCUUGGUGAACAUGUUUUGGGAGGAGUAGUAGGUAGGAUGGCACAGCCAGCUUCCUUGAGAUCAGUGUUGUGCAGCAGUCCUGCCUAAGAUUCACACAUGCAUGAAUCUUGAUCCCCGUUGGAAGACCAACUUACGCUUGCUUCCCUGCUGAUUUCCACAGCUGCAUCCCAGCUUUUCUCCCUGCCUCUCCUCUCCAGCCUUAUCCCUGUUUGACCCCACACUCUUUCCUGCAUAGAGAUUUUAAGGCUUGACUGAACARUACAUUGGACUCAGGAACCACAUUGUUGGUUUUAGCUUUAUUCAUCUCGUAGCAUGCACAUGUAUUCCUGUGAGGAGGUAUGGGAGAGGCAGAGAGUGCUUUAUGGCUCAUGAAAGACCUGUGGGCAAAUCCUCCUUUCUUACAAUUAUUCUGAAUCACUCAUCUGGCAUUACUGGUAUCUCGGUCCUUUUUAAUCUCUCCAGUGUCCCAAACAACCUCCAGCCAAACUUGGCCCUUGCUCUUCCAAUGUCUGACUGUGUCUGUGUGAAAUAUGGAAGGAACAGGAAAUCUGCUAUUGCAUCCAAAACUACAGGCAUAAACCUCACCUGCCAACACCCAGAGGUGAUUCCAAUACUCACUUUGAAUCCCUACUCCAAACUCAGACUAGUGGGGUCUGCAUCUCUGCUUGUUGGAUCGUCGUGUAUUCCAGUUUGUCAGCAUCUCCCUCCUACCUUUGCUGAGGAUGGAAAGAUUAUUCUCGUGGCUUUAAGCAAGGUAGAAAUACACACUUUUGGAUAACAGCAAAAAAAAUAGGCCUAUGAGAGGUGCAAAGGAACUCGUUUUCCCUGUUGUGAUUCAAAAUGGAAGCAUCCAGCUGCCCAGCUCAGAUCAACCUCUUUUUUUCAGUCCGACACCUGAGGCCAGUCUGCUUGCUGGCCCCUUGUCUUCUCCAGGACUGGGGUGGUUUGUCAUGCCAGGGAGCUAAGUGGCACAAAUACGGUUGCAGGAAUAGAUCACUCCCAGCACUUGACUGCAGAGACAUAUUGUGGGGCCUUCCAAUGGAUAUUCCAGUCUAGCAAGAUAAAAUACCUUGGCCAAAUGUGGACUGUGAUGUGUGCCAUCGUUUCCCUCUGCUGAUAUGACUGUCAGAUGCCCUCCUGCCUCCCUUAGUUAUGGA